Miscanthus lutarioriparius is the source of this 462-nucleotide messenger RNA. The record is from the annotation of a GenBank genome assembly. NCBI's taxonomy places the organism in Eukaryota, Viridiplantae, Streptophyta, Magnoliopsida, Poales, Poaceae.
AUGGCGUCCCUCGAUUUUGAUGAGGGACUUCUUAGUAGGUCUGGAGGAAAAGAUUGCAUUAUUGUUGUGUGGUUGACAAAUUCUCUAACCACACAUUCGGUACAGAACACAAUCCUCGACGCGGCGGACGAAUGGCUGAGGGCCGCCGGCGACGAGGCCAACGAUAGGUGCAUGGAGAGGGUGCUCGUCGUCGGGCUGUGGUGCGCGCACCCUGACCAGAACGAACGGUCGUCCAUCGCACAGGCCAUGCACGUCCUGCAGUCAGAGGACGCCAGGCUUCCGGAGCUCACGCCUCAGAUGUACAGGACGGUGUCGGAGUUUGCCGUCACUGGACGUGCUAUCGGCGCCUUGUCCGUUCAGAGCUCCUCUUCUGCGACCACGGCGACAACCCGUGGCCACUCCAAGGUCUCUUCCGAGUCAGCAACCUCUGCCUUGCUUCGAGAUUCAAAAGAGUUGGGUUGA